CAGUGAGUUCGCACGGUUCGCACAUGUUGCACAGUGCACGUGCACACAAUGCACACGUAUUAAUUAGUAAACACGAUACGAGAUCUGAUGUUUGUGUACGAGAGAGAUUAGAUUUUCCUCAAAGUUUUGCGAAUGUAGAAUGUAGGCAAGUCGCAAUUAAGAUAAAUUUCGUAUGCGUAUAAUUAAAGCUGUGCAACACGUUCGGAUUUAGACAGUCCCCUGGUGAAGGAUUUUCUGUCAGGUAUUGUCUUUAACAACAAGUCAGAGAUAUGGCUGGUACCAUGAGACAAUUGGAGGAACGUUUGCUCCCUGCAGAGGUGACGACGAUGCUGUGGUCACCGAAAAUGGAUCUUUUAGCCAUUAGCAAUGUCAAAGGUGAAGUGGUCCUUCAUAGGCUUCAGUGGCAGAGAGUAUGGUUGUUGAGUCCUCAAGAUGAAUCCGAUACCGCUGCCCAUUUGGCGUGGAGACCAGAUGGAAAGCUGCUCGCAGUAUGCUACGAGAUUUCCAAGCUAUUGUGUCUCGUUGACGUCGAGACUAAAAAUGUUAUUCAUAAAACCAAAUUGCCUGCGAACGACGUGACCGUUUGCGUUAAGUGGUUGUCCCUGUCUAAUACCGAACAGGAAAGUUCACUAGCAAAUGAUAAAACUAAUAAACCUACAGGCGAAUAUCUGCCACUUCUGCCCAGUUUAAUCAGAAGUUAUAGUACGGAACCUGAGCGGAAAGAAUUUUUAUCUAACAUCCUAGAUAUGCUCUUUAUUGGUCAAAAAGAUGGCACAGUAUUAAUGUACAUUUUUGGCAUGUUUUAUUGUGGCACUAUAACUGUGGGCCAUGGACCAAUCUUGCAGAUCACAGGUGGAUCUAAUAACCCAAUAUGGAUUACAUGGAGAGAUGAUACGUGCGUUAAGACAACUAGGGUAUCUUGUCCAUUAUUUGAGAGAAGCUCAGCGUUUCUUAAGGUUGCGCAAACUCAAGCCAACAUAGAAUGUUUGAAAGAUUAUCUCUCACGUACCUUAAUGGCCACUUGCGAAGCUUGGGAAACGAUACUCUUGGAAAUGGAUGAAAAACUCACGCGAUAUGCAGGGGCAAAUCUACCUGGUACUAUGUCUGCAGACUUUUUGGAACUAUUGAUGAUCGGAAUACCGACGAAAAAUUUAGAAACUUUCCUACUUAGAGAUCUCACAGAGAAAGGAUUAAAAAAAUUCGGACAAAGUAUUGAAAUGUGUUAUAGUAAUAUACAGAAACUGGUCUCGAAAAAUUUAACUAGCGUCGGUAUGGCCUUGGUUUAUCAGUUAGCUGAGUUAAGAGGUAUGGUGAGAAUAGGUGGCACAUAUGAAGCGUUAGGAUUACGCGACGAAACACUCAUAACCAAUGCCAUUAAUGAAUCUGAGGCUUUCUUGGCAAAAUCAUAUGAGAUUGAGCAAGUUAUAGAUCAGAGUAUGCGCAAUUACAAAGCAUUUUUCCGGUGGUUAUAUGUAGCCAUUCUCCAACUAGCUGAUGAAAGAGCACCAUCGGAAGUGUGCCGUGUAAGUCAGCAGGAAUUAACAUUUAUCGCAGAAUUUCUGAGUGAUUUUGACAAGCCAAGAGCGAACGGCAGGGUAAAUUUAGAAAAAUUAGGUCAAUAUUUACGUCGUGAAAAUCUACAAACUCCCCUGACUUCGGAGGGAAGCGAAUGGGCUGCUAUGCUUGAUACAAACGAUUGCUUGUGCAAUUAUGGACAUAUAGUAAAGCAGAAUUUCAAUUUAUCUUUACUACAAUCUCACGUAAAAUUAGUCUCUGCUGUAGAACAUGUUUUCGCUGAAGCCUAUCAGAGCUUAGUUGAUCACUUUGUAAUGAUCUCUAUCUCUCUACCAUCAUUCACAUCUCUCAUGUUGUCCUCGCAAAUUGUAAUAAACGAUGGAAAUCUUUUAUUAGCUAUGAGCGAUACUGACAGCAAAUUUUUAAGACUUUUUAACAUAAAGUAUUCGUCUACUGAAUCUGUACCUCUUAGUUCAAAGACGGUUACAAUAGACGUGAGUCACAAGCAAGGAGAAUCUCCAAAUGAAAGAGAGAGUGUCGAUACUGUGAUAGUAGAUCUGCAAUUUUACUCGCAAGAUUAUCUUAGCUUGCUUAUAUUAAAUAAACAAACUCACGCAUCGUUUCUCAUACAAAUGCCAUUACACGGUAUAUCUGUGCUUGAGUAUGGAGACAAUGAUGGUACAGCAUCGAUAACCGAUUUCAUCGGUGCGACGUUGCCGAAACCGUUUCAAGGAAUAUCUGCGAGACGACUAGCGGUCAGUGGUCCUCGGAAAGUAGCUGCUAUUUUAAGUGAAAAUAAUAGAAAGAUUCGUUUACUCGAGACUGAAGCGGAACCUGAGGAUGAAGACGAUGAGGAGGAGGAAGGGCGUUCUGGGGAAAACAUGAUGGAUACCACACCUAGUGUAUCUUUUUCUGCAGAAGAAACAAAAACUGAUGUUCAAAAGUUUUAUAAGGAAGAAAAUAGCUGAGGUGGAAGUAAAAUAUGUUUAAGGUAUGAAUAAUUUGUACAUGCAAAAAGAUGACUACAAAUAAUAAUUUCUUGUGUAAUUGAAAAAUCUUGAUUUAAUUAUUUUUCAAAUUUUGAAUAAAUAUAGAGUUAUUACAAGAUAUAGUAUAUUUAUUAAGUAUAUUUCUAAAAUACAUGUAAAAUACGUUAAAAUUAACUAAACGUUAUUAGUUAUACAAUAAGAGAGAGAAAGCAAAUAUAAUCUGUUACAAAAUAUACAUUUAUAUAUGUACAUAUAAGGAUAAAGAAAAACA
This is a messenger RNA of Temnothorax curvispinosus, 2775 nucleotides long. It is a transcript of the gene APC4, whose product is annotated as anaphase-promoting complex subunit 4. The transcript is spliced from 7 exons. Gene Ontology annotation, biological process: protein K11-linked ubiquitination; anaphase-promoting complex-dependent catabolic process; positive regulation of mitotic metaphase/anaphase transition. Gene Ontology annotation, molecular function: protein binding. Lineage: Eukaryota; Metazoa; Arthropoda; Insecta; Hymenoptera; Formicidae. The record is from RefSeq and is a predicted model, not a curated record. The coding region runs from base 270 to 2483 and encodes 737 amino acids. Gene Ontology annotation, cellular component: nuclear periphery; anaphase-promoting complex.